Cavenderia fasciculata is the source of this 1149-nucleotide messenger RNA. RefSeq names its product RhoGAP domain-containing protein (gene gacC). The coding region runs from base 1 to 1149 and encodes 382 amino acids. The record is from RefSeq and is a predicted model, not a curated record. Gene Ontology annotation, molecular function: GTPase activator activity. Gene Ontology annotation, cellular component: cytoplasm. Lineage: Eukaryota; Evosea; Eumycetozoa; Acytosteliales; Cavenderiaceae. The transcript has 6 exons. Gene Ontology annotation, biological process: small GTPase-mediated signal transduction.
AUGAGUAAUAAUACUAAUCUCAACAACAGUGGAAAUAACAUAAACAACAAUGAAGCUGGAGUUUAUAGAAAAGCAAGUGACAAUAUGUCAAAAGGAACAAACUCAAUGUUUGAUGGGAUAAAGAGUGCUGUCACUAUUGAGGAUCCAGAUGCUCCACAACAACUACAAGAGGAAAACGAAGCUGGUGUUAUUGACCAUUUAACAAACAACUCUAACAAACCAAAGACCGUUGUCGAUGGAGCAAUGAAGGGUGUGCUAUCAGUUGGUAGAAAUCUAUUCAAUGGUGUCACUGGAAUUGUUGUACAACCAUAUAGAGGUGCCAAAAAAGAUGGUGUUGCUGGAUUUGCAAAGGGAUUAGUUAAAGGUGUCAGUGGAGCAGUAUUACUACCAGUUGUAGGUGUAUGUGAAUUUGUAUCCAUGACAGCUCAAGGAAUUGUCAAUACUCCCUUGACCAUUAUUGAUGCAAUGAAAAAUGCACCAAAAGAUGAAGUACAAGUUCAAGUUACAGUAGUUGAGAAACCAAUAUUCUUUGGAUUAUCAUUGACAGAAUCAAUGGAAAGAGCAAAAGAAAAGAAUGUUCCACAUAUCAUAUCGAUUUGUAUUGCCUAUCUAAGUAAGAUGACCAAUGUAGAGGGUAUCUUUAGAAUUAGUGGAUCAAAGACUGAAAUUGAUAAAUUACAAUUGGCAUUUGACAAGGGUGAGAUUACAUCGAUAGAUUCUCUCACCAAUAAUCCAUCCAUUCGUAUCUAUGUACAUGAAGUUGCAUGUAUCUUUAAAUCCUAUUUUAGAUAUCAACCAGAAUCUAUUGUUCCUCCUCAACAGAUUAAUGAAUUUAUGAAUUUACAAGCCAAAACAAAUGUAGACCCAGUUGAAAAGGUGGCCAAACUUAAACAAAUUGUUUUAUCAAUCCCAGAGCCAAACUAUAGUGCUCUCUAUCACAUUAUGGAAUUAUUGACUAAAAUCUCUAAAAACAGCAAGGAGACUUUGAUGACUCCUAGCAAUCUCUCUAUUAUUUUUGGUCCACCUCUACUACGUCCAGAAAGUUUGGCCGAUCUUCAACAAGUAGCCAAUUGUAACACUGUCAUUUUCCAUCUCAUUUCAUUCUUUGAUCAAAUUUUUACAAAGAAACCAACUGACCAUUUUGUAUAA